CAUACUAUAUCUCACUCUCGACCCGAGAAAGUGACAUUUGGGUGUAGACAAAGCGUUUUUGGAAUUUGUCAUGCUACACGUGCAGGGCUAUUCUCUGUCGUGGACUCCCGUGGAAUGGCAUCUUUAUUUGUUUUUCAGAGAACUCAUGCAAUACGACGUUUGCUUGCAUCUCUUAGAUAUGUUCAUUCAAAAUGUACCAAUAGAAUCUUUACAUUCGUUAUCUACGCAAGUUUUUCAACAUUUACAAUACUUUAAAAUGGCUCAUGGCGUAAAUAAUCGGGUGAGUAAAAAUUAAAAGGGUUGUUUAAAGUGAUACUCUGUUAUAAAAAAUGCCACAAACUCGACGUUGAACGCAGUGUUGACCAUUUAGAGGUUUAGUUAAAUCUUAUUUCAAUUUAUACUAUAAUAAGUUGAUGAGUUUGUUAGUUUGGUUGAACGAGCUAAUUGACCUACUAAUUUAAAAUGAAAAGUUUUUUGUUUUGGGGUGAAGCCAGGCCCGUUAUUGCAACCGUUAUUUUAAUCCCUCCCCCUUAAUUUUUACUAUGAUUUGAUUACUAAUAACAAUAAUAAAUAUAAGUGUGCAGUUUUUGAUGGCUUGGAUGAAUAUUAUAUUAACUUUGAUACCAGCAAAUACUGAGAUGAUGACACAAAUGAUAUAAAUAUAUAUUGAUAUAAAUAUGAUUUUUAUUUAAAGGUUGGACAGUGGGCGACUGUCAUAAUAUAUCAUUUAAAAACACGGCUAAAAGGUAAACGCAGCAUUUUUGUUUCACUUUAGUUUUUUGUUACUUAAGAUUGUCCCAGAAAUAUAAAUAAAAAAAAUAGGAACAGGUGGUAUUUGUAUAAUACACAUUCCAAUUCGGUACUUUUGAUGCCCUUUACAUUCUUACAUACAUAUUUCAUUUAAGUAUAAAACCAUUUUUUUUAAAGCGAUUCCAUGUCUUUAUUGACAGGUCUGAAAGAUGAUGAGAGGAGUUGUUAUAAGAUAGAAAAUAAAGAUUUAACCAAGACUAAUAACCAUUUAAAUGCACCAUUCUUAAAACCUAAGUAUGAUGAUACAGCGAAAUUGCUACAGAAUGUCAUAAGGGAGAUAUAUCAAUAUAACGCAAACAUAUCUAUGAAAAAACCGAGAAGAAAAAUGACGAUGUCUUUUGAUAAUAACUCAAAUUAUAGUAAUGAAAACAAUAAUUAUUUCAAGAAAAAAUUUACCUCCUGGAUACAUAAAUAUAAAAGAUCCGCUCAGACCGUUAUCGAAACUAUCAAAUAAUUCCCAUAACGAUUUGAAUUUUUCGUUUUUACAAAAAGAGCCAGCACAAGAUUCAUUGAUACAUAAUAAUAGAAAUUUAUUUAAAUCGCAAAUACAAGAAAUUACUAUGAUUAAGCAAUUAUCAAAGCGGACAGCUAAUGAAGACUACGACGUGCCAAUUGUAAAUAAUUGUUCUUCAAAUUUUAAUAAUACACUGUUUCAAAAACAAAGUGGAGUACAUAAUAUGUUAAAUAAUUCAAACACAUCAGACUUCAGGCCAACUUUCGUAUCAACACCAAAACAUAGGUACAAUAGAACUAUGAAUUCUUCAAAACGUUCCUGUUUUAGCGGACGUAGUCUUAGGACUAUCAAAAAGGUUAACGUUAGAAACGAUGAAUACAAAACUAACCAAAAGCCUCAAAAUAAAAAGGAUAACUCCAAAAUGCGUUCGUUGAAAAAUAGAUCGAUAAGCAGCAGGCUGUUUGACGUCAUAAAUGAUUCAUGCACAACUCUAGUGAAGACUGUUACAAAUAUAUUCAAAAGUAAUAGAUCUAAGAUGGAAGCGAAGGAUAUAGCGCCUGCGUCAAAUACCAAUGCAGGAGCCAAUGAGUCGUGUAGUUACAGUUUCACUGAAUACAUGCGGAAACGUGAUGCUGGUCUAAUUAAUGAUGUGACGAAAAAUACAAGCGGAGUCAGCGAUGAAAGGAAUUUUGAUAAUUGUAAGACCUGCAACGAUACUCUCCAACUGAAACGGAAAAUUAUAAGCGACGAAUAUUUAAGAGAAACCAUAAGGAAACUAAAACUCGGAAUAAAUAUAUACGGUUGUGACUUUAAGGUGAGAUGGGAAUAAUAAGAUAAUAUUUGAGUUCAAUUUGGGCGAUAUUAAAAUGAAUAGGUUUGGGACUUGCAGUAUUUUAAAAAUGUAACUAAAAAAUUUGAUAAGAAAUCAAUCGCCAUAAUUUUAUAAGCACCAUAUAUUCUUUAGGCUUCUACGGGCGCUUGUGCACUACACUGAAUUUUCAU
Diatraea saccharalis (sugarcane borer) is the source of this 2266-nucleotide messenger RNA. The record is from the annotation of a GenBank genome assembly. NCBI's taxonomy places the organism in Eukaryota, Metazoa, Arthropoda, Insecta, Lepidoptera, Crambidae.